AUGGUUGCUACUACACUACAACCCGUCAAAGAAAGAAAACCCAUCAAAGACCUCCAGAAAGUCUUCCACUACACCGAUACACAGACACGAAAGCCUACUCGAGACAAUGAUCCUUACGAAUACCAGGCUGGAUGGGGAAACCGUUUCCAAUCCGAGGUGAUCCCCGGUACAUUACCUGCUGGUCAGAAUAAUCCUCAAGAGGUUCGCUUCGGCUUGUAUACGGAGGGUAUCACGUAUUCUGCUUUUACUGCUCCUCGACAUGCGAACUUUAGCACUUAUAUGUAUCGUGUGCGUCCGGCAGCCGCUCACAAUGGUUACAAGACCAACGUCGAGACAAAAGCACAUAUUGAGAAUUGUUUCCUCUCUAUCAACCCCAAAGUCGAGACCCUCGUCGAACAAGCCGAAUGGGCUCCAUUCCCUCUCCCUCCAGAAACCGAGAGAAUCGACUUUGUAGAUGGAGUACACACACUAGGCGGGAGCGGUGAUCCUAACCUCAGAGAAGGUAUUGCGUUGUAUGUGUUUAUGAUCAAUGCUGAUAUGGAUCAUCGUGCGUUCUGUAACCUCGACGGAGAUUUCCUGCUUGUUGCACAACAUGGAAAUCUGGAUAUUCAGACGGAGUUUGGUAAGCUUUUCUUGCAGCCAGGUGAAAUAUGCGUAAUCCAACGGGGUGUCCGAUUCGCUAUUCGCCUGGGACCAGGGCACAAGGAGGCUCGUGGCUACAUCACAGAAAUCUGGGGUUCGAUGUGGGAGUUACCUGACCUUGGACCUUUGGGAGGUCACGGUCUAGCUAACCCCCGUGAUUUCUUGUAUCCGGUUGCGUACAUUGACGAUAACCUGCACGAGAAGUGGACUGUUGUCAACAAAGCGAAUGGAAAGUAUAAUGCCAUUGAGCAAGAUCAUACACCGUUUGACUUGGUAGCAUGGCAUGGAAAUGUCGUUCCAUAUAAGUACGACUUGACAAAAUUCUCAUCCCAAAACGCAACCUCUAUCGACCACACCGACCCAUCAGUCAACUGUGUCUUGACAGCCAAAUCUCGUGAUCCAAACACAUCAUUAGUUGACUUCCUCUGGUUCGGACCUCGGUGGGACGUCGCAUCAAACACUUUCCGGCUACCGUAUUUCCACCGCAACUCGGCUACAGAGUUCCUAGCUAGUCUCUACGGCAAUGGACUGGGACGAUCUGAUGAUUUCCUGCCAGGUGGUGGCAGUGUUGAAGUUAGUCAUACGCCUCAUGGAGGGUUUAGUGAGGGUUAUCAGUACGAGAUGCGUAUUCAGGAGAACGAGCCCCGACGAAUUCUUGAGAAUCAAAUGACUAUCAUGGUCGAAAGUAGUCGCAGCUUCCUCUUCACAGAAUACGCACGAGUCGGAUGCGGCACUUUCCAUAACCAAGGAACAGACCCUAAAGUCUGGGAUGUUCUUCCGGACAAAUUCUCCGCCUACCCCGGUAUCCAUGAUAUUCUAGCCCAGGUCAAGGCCGACAAAGAAGCCAGAAAAGAGCGCCAGGAAAUCUACUACAAUGAUGACAAACUGGCUGAGCUCGUCAAGUUAGCCAAGAGCCAAACUACCAACGCCGGCGCUGGAGUCGAGAAGGAUAGCGUUGUUGAACCGGUAGCUCCCACUAAUGGUAUUGCACCUACCAACGGUAUUGAGAGGGACUCUCAUUGA
Molecule: messenger RNA, 1665 nt
Organism: Talaromyces stipitatus ATCC 10500
Lineage: Eukaryota; Fungi; Ascomycota; Eurotiomycetes; Eurotiales; Trichocomaceae
Product: homogentisate 1,2-dioxygenase, putative
Exons: 5
Coding region: 1-1665 (554 amino acids)
Biological process (GO): L-phenylalanine catabolic process
Cellular component (GO): cytoplasm
Molecular function (GO): homogentisate 1,2-dioxygenase activity
Source: RefSeq, a predicted model, not a curated record